UCUACUGCUUUCCGCGGAAUCAGUAAUGACUUCAUACAUAAGGGCCGAUCACUGCAGCCAUCAGCGCGAACAGGAGAGACUCCACUGCAACUGACACGCGUCAUUUGAGGAGACUACCUAUCUCUCAUUCCGCCGACAACAUACCCUAACUUAUAUACCAUUUAUUGUGCUAUCCAGCGAGCAACAAGGGAAUCUUCGACCAGGUCUCUGUGGCCAGGACAACAAGAACACCUUCCCCAUUAGACUUGCGCUCUCGCUUUGAGGCCCUCUAUGGCCGUCUCUGGGCACCAACUUUGGUGGACGACGAGCAAUGGCUCUGUUUUCAUCCCAUCAAAAACAAGCUCAUCAACGUCAACCACCGAAAGCGCGUCCGACGAACAUUCCCAGUCUUCCGUCAGAUCCACGUCGCCCGCGUCGGCUUCUUCCACCUCAUCUCCGCUCACGUCCUUCACGACUUCUUCUCCGGCCUCUUCUGUCUCUACCACGAACACGAUACCCACUGUACCCGCAUCGGGCGUGAUAUCCAGUCUCACGACCUUCACAACGACUUUUCCCACCACCAUCACUCAACCGACGACCACUUUCACAUCUCUUGCAGAAUCGGUGGUCGUAACCACCGCUGCCACUACGACGAUACCCGCCAACCAAGCGCUCGCCAGCUCCAACCCUGUCUGUAUCGGAGCUGGCACAGACUCUUCUACCGACGGAGUACUCGCAUCUCUGAUUCUCCCCAGUGUCAUCGGGCUUCUGAUUUGGAUUUUGUUUGCGGUUCUGAGACCGAGGUUUCGGCAGGUUUACGCGUUGCGGGAGUGGUUUGUGGAGCAAGGGCUUCGGCCCCAACCACUUUCGUCUUCGUUCUUCGCUUUCCUACACCCUCCGGUGCCAUUGAUCCCUCCGGUGCCCUCCGAUGUGUCUGACAUGGGUCGCUCGCCCGCGGAAGACGCGGCUCUGUUCCCGUCAGACGAACAAUUGAGCCAGCGCGCCGUCUGGAUAGCACUGCUCAUUGUUCUUGGAUGGGCGUUCCUCGGCCUGGUUGGAGCGCUUCCGCUCUACAUGGUCUCGACGCCAUGUCUCGCGGACGGAAACUCCCCAGCUGUAUUCGGUGGGCAGUACUCGACGCUCGAAGAUCUUAGUCUUUUGCGGCUACUGCGGGCCGUAGAAGCCCACAACAUUUCUUCGCAAAAUCUGUUAGCUUCGCGCGCCGUUGUUGCUGGUGCUGGUGACCCCCAAAACCUGCGUGUGCGCCUGAUUGUGCUGACCGUCUUGGUCAUCGUGAUCGGUCUUCUUCCUUCCCUGUACAAGAUCGUGAAAGAGUUGCGGCGAUUGAUCUCUUUCCGGCAACGCUGGCUCGAAUAUCGCUGCCAGGGAAAGCAGUUGGGCUGGCUGAGCGCAAAAGAUGCUCGUGGUUUUGCUGGAUGGGGCGAGCAGAGGUUCAAGACCUUCCUUGCUACGAAUGGAAUGAGUUCUGUCUUUCAGAGUGGCUCACAGGCGCAGCGACGCAGUCCGCCUCGGGAUGGGUCGGCUCAUGAGCCUGAUGCGGAAUCCUACGAGGUUGAUGUCACGAAUCUGUACUCUAUCUGCGAUACCCAACGUCUGGCGCUCCUGAUCGACGAGCGCGACGAGAUUCUCGAGAACUUGGAACUUGCCGAGACUCGUUACAUUUCGUCGUUCAGGCUCACGACCCCUGAUCCCUCCGUCCUCGACUUCGAACCACGUAGCGCUCCAGAAGGUGAGGAUCCAUCGCGGCCAUACAUCAGUCAUCCGUUGCCUCUGCGGAACCAGACUGUGACGCGCCGACCACGCCGAAAACGAUCAUUGAAUCCCGCGUUUGCCGCGUCAUCGCUGGCGCCGAGAUCCUUCGUCGCACCGUCGGUUUACUACAAAUUGAAUCGCGUGCACGGUGUUAGUGGCGGGCAAUUCGGAGGUGAAGGCGCCUUGAAUGGAAGCACAAACGGCCGACAGUCGCUCGCUCAGAGCAUCAACUCGCGUCUGGUGGGCAGCCGAUUCCAGGAGAUGAAUCGCAACUCCGGAUUUGGACACGUACCCCUCGGCAGUCAUGUUCAGGUGGGCAGCUCCGGAGAUCUGAGGCCCAUUGACGAGCAUGGCUUCCUGAACAUUCCGGACCCGACGCGAUACGGUCCCAACCAGACCGUCGAGGAUCUGUUGAAUGGAGAAGAUAAGGAAUGGGUGGAUGUUGAGACGGAACAUCACCCUCGCGCUGACGAAACGGAGCACAACGGACCUGUCCCCGGUGCAUCCAAGCGUGAGACGUUCCCCUUCCGCCGCCAGCAGUCCAGCAUCAACCCGGAUACUGUUGCACCGCCGCAUCUCCGACUGCAGCCGAGCCAGCCGUUUGUGCGACCGAAUGAUGGGUUGGAUUUCGAGCAUCUCGGCUCGGUGUAUGCCGAUAUUUCGCAGUGGCGGACUCGACUGAAGGCGAUCAAUGUCGAGAUCAGCGAGGCGCAGACGACAGGCUACGAAGAUAUCGCCGGUGGUGUCCAUAUCAAGGGGUGGUUGAUGAUCGGUCGUGGUCUGCGGUUCAUUCCUGGGAUGCAGAUCAUCGAAGGCAUGGCCAAAGAGGACGUCCGCUGGGACGUGUUGCAAAACGAACGGGGACCGUUGGACUCGGUUGUGCUGUGGUCUUUGUUGAUCGUCGCGAGUGUCCUGCUGAUGGCUGGCUUGACUGCCGCUGUUGGAUUGUCCUUGGUCAAUGCCCCCAACGUCGCACACUAUCUGCCUUUCCUGGCACCGUUGCUCACUGCAAAUAGCAUUGCGUCAGGCCUGGCCACUGUUCUUGCACCGGCUGUGGCAGGGACACUCUUCAUAUGCCUCGCCAUGGUCAUCAUCAACUAUGCGUCCCAAAUCCGAGGCAAUGUCUCUCGCUCGAGCACCCAAUUAUUUGUUUUCCAGCUCACGUUUUAUAUCCUUUUUGGGAUUGGUGCUAUCUGGCUCAUCACCGUCGGUGCUCUGAUCUACGCGCUCCAGCAGUUCAACACCGGACCCGGCCGAUCUACAUCCGUCGCCGACGGGUCCAUCUACAUGGCCAUCCUCGCCCUGAGCGUGAUAUUCACCGCAGCCAUCAUAUUUCCGGGCUUCCUGUUGCUGCAGCCGUUCCGACUGUGGCACGUGUUGAAAGCGGAAAAGCGCGCCAUCACACCCAGACAAAAGUUCCGAGCAAUAUACCCUAGGACUUACAACCCCGCAUUCGCAAUCGGGGCCUGUAUCCUUGCUAUCAUCUUUGCUUCAACAUUUUCGCUCAUCUUCCCUUUAAUUGCCCCUGCUGUUGUGCUGUUGCUGUUUCUCACUCUCGUUGCUCAUCGUUUCCUCGUCGGCUACGUCUAUGCUCGCACUCACUCACAAACGGGUGGUCUAUUGCAGAUCUGGCUGCUCCGGCGGUUCGGCACUCUGCUUGGGCUCCAGCCCAUUCUAUUGGGCCUGAUCUAUCUCAGUCGCCGCUUCUGGAUCGAAGGCGGAGUGUUGGUCGGUGUUGGGUUUUUCGUGGUUGCGCUGGUGGAGAUAUACACCAUCGUCCGGACCCGACUGCCCAGCCGGCGGUCGCUGUCGGGGAUCACCCGGGACUCGCUCAGCAAAUUUGAAGCUGCGGCUCGAGCUUCAAAGCUCAAGACCGUCGAUGACGAGACUGUCAGCGUCGUCGGCAGCAGUGCGCGUCUUGGUGGCCAUCGGACGAGAGGUUCGAUGGCCUCUGUGCUCGAGAUGAUGAGCGUCACGCUGGCUGUGAUGCCUCCCCGGCAGCCCGAGAAGGUGUCGCUGCCCCUCAGUGAGUCGCUCGUGCCCAUCGUCCAGUCACAUAAUGUGUUGACGCGCCUUAGAAACUGAGACACUGGAUGACCUGACUGCCACGGAGCGAGCAGCCCGGACCCACCCAGAUGCCCCGCCUCAUCUCCCCCGCUGUCGUUCACCGACCACGCGCAAGAAAUGGCGAGUAUCCUCUACGCGCCGGAGCUGAUCGCGCCGCCGCCCAUCAUCUGGCUCCCGAACGACAAGGCGGGCGUCGCGCGAUCGGAGGCCGUGGAUCUACAGAAGUACCACAAUCUGAGAGUCACUCUGGAUGUGAGGAGGGAGGAGGACGCGUGAUCGACUUGAAAUGGACAAUGUAGUUAUCAGUAUCUUGUAUCCUCUUAGUUACCCAGUUAUAUCACAUCGAUGUAGGAUGGAUCAUGAGAGAAUCAAACAGCGGGAUAACAUUCGA
This is a messenger RNA of Mycena citricolor, 4210 nucleotides long. The record is from the annotation of a GenBank genome assembly. Lineage: Eukaryota; Fungi; Basidiomycota; Agaricomycetes; Agaricales; Mycenaceae.